This is a messenger RNA of Cryptomeria japonica (Japanese cedar), 1308 nucleotides long. RefSeq lists its product as uncharacterized. Gene Ontology annotation, biological process: DNA repair; telomere maintenance. NCBI's taxonomy places the organism in Eukaryota, Viridiplantae, Streptophyta, Pinopsida, Cupressales, Cupressaceae. Gene Ontology annotation, molecular function: DNA helicase activity. Bases 1 to 1308 code for a protein of 435 amino acids. The transcript has a single exon. The record is from RefSeq and is a predicted model, not a curated record.
AUGAUUAUUCAAGGAACAACAGGAACAGGCAAAUCUUUCUUGAUAGAUUGCAUCAGACAAAAGUUAAAUAUCUCUGAAAGCAAUAAGACAAAGACAUUAUUAGUUCUUGCACCUACAGGUGUUGCUACUUAUAAUAUUCAAGGAACAACUAUUCAUGCAGGCCUCCGCAUUCCUAUAAAAGAAAUGCAUCCUUUGACAGGGCAAGCAUUGUUCACCUUCCAAGAGCAUUUUAGGCAUGUUAAACAUCUUCUAAUAGAUAAAAUGAGCUUCUUGGGUCCUAAAUUGCUAUUGAAGAUUGGCAGUCGCCUCCGCCAAGCAUUCUCUGAUAGACAACAUGAAACCUUUGGUGGACUCUCCAUGAUCCUUGUAGGUGACCUUGGACAGCUCCUGCCUGUGAUGGACAAACCAGCUUAUGCUUCGCACUCUACAACUCUCAACUUGUGGCGUUCAUUUACAAUAGUUGUAAAAUUGCAUACAGUUUUCCGCCAACAAGGUACCUCUGUUAAGCAACAAGAAUUCAAAAGCAUGCUCCAAAACAUAAGAGAUGCUCAGCCUAACAAGCAUGACUGGCAGAUGUUAAUGAUCCAAACAAAUGCAAAUUUCACCCUUUUGCAUCAAAAUGAAUUCAACUCAUCGACCCAUUUGUUUGCAACAAAUAGCUCAACAAUGCUGCACAACAAAAGAACGUUGAAGGCAUUAAAUUUGCCCAUUGCUCUCAGCAUUGCACAUAUUGCACAACAAACUAAUAUUGAAUAUGAUAACAAUGAACAGUUACCAUUGGAGCUGCUAUUAUGUGAAAAUCAGCAGGUGAUGUUGCUAGCUAACUUAUGGAUUGAAGUUGGCCUUGUGAAUGGUUCCAUUGGCCUUGUUAAAAACAUUAUCUAUAAACUGAAUACCAAACCACCAGACUUGCCAAAAUUUGUUAUUGUUCACUUUCAGAAUUAUAAAGGCCCUCCAUGGGAUACAUUGCAUCCAAAUGACAUACCCAUUACUCCCAUUACCCGAGGUAGGCAUACACAAAUUUUGUUGACAACCGCUUGGGCUAUAACUAUUCACAAAUCUCAAGGUCUUACAUUAGAUAAAGCUACAAUAGACAUAGGAAACACUGAAAAGCAAGGCCUAACAUUUACAACUAUCUCAAGGGUCACAUCAAUUGAUGGAAUACGCAUUCACCCACCUUUCUCAUUUGAAAGGUAUGCAAAAAUGCAAAAAAGUGCUUUUACCACCAUAAGAAAGAAGGAAGAAGCUCGCUUGCAAAAACUCUUAGCCCUCACAAGUACAUCGCUAGAUUGCAAUCUACAGCUAUGA